Molecule: messenger RNA, 830 nt
Organism: Sinocyclocheilus grahami
Lineage: Eukaryota; Metazoa; Chordata; Actinopteri; Cypriniformes; Cyprinidae
Product: uridine-cytidine kinase-like 1
Exons: 4
Coding region: 309-704 (131 amino acids)
Molecular function (GO): ATP binding; kinase activity
Source: RefSeq, a predicted model, not a curated record
AGGUUAUCCUCAUGUUUGUUGGCAGGGUCCAUAGUAUGUUAGCGACAAAGAAAGAAAGACUGAACGGUUUGUCUUGAAUGGUCCCAGCCCACUAAAUGCUUGUGACGGUGAAAACAAAACCAAACCGUCGUAGAAGGCACAGUUUUGUUUUCCUCCCCUCUGCUUCACUUUCGUUUUCUUCCUGUUCUGUCGCUCUCCUCGGCUUGCCAGAGGGCAGGCGCUCUGAGUGUCCGUGUAUGCAUGCGUCCCAGUGGUUAUAUUAGCGCUGAUCCUUCUCUGGAGCUCUUGUCUGUCUCUGCGCACUCAUCAUGAACACACUCCCAGCGUACUCGGGAGCCAGGAUAUCAGGCUGCUGGGCUCUUAGGGCAGAUGGAAGUGGCGGUGGGGAAGGCUCUCUGGACAGGCUCCUCCCAACCAUCAACACCAGCCUGGCGCCACGGAAACGAACCACCAGCCAGUGCAAAUCGGAGCCUCCGCUGCUGCGGACCAGUAAGAGGACCAUCUACACCGCCGGACGCCCGCCGUGGUACAAUGAACACGGGACCCAGUCCAAAGAAGCUUUUGUUAUCGGGCUUUGCGGAGGCAGUGCCUCAGGCAAAACAACAGUUGCUCGUAAAAUUAUCGAGGCCUUGGAUGUUCCUUGGGUCGUUCUUCUGUCAAUGGAUUCAUUUUACAAGUUUUGGAGACAGGCCGAAUGGUUUUGAAGUAAGCGAAAUGGCAGAAAUGGGCAUAGUGGCUGAAAUGGAUGAAUAUUUUCUUCUGUUACAAUUCCUUGAAGAUAUACAGUACGUGAAAAACGUACCCAAAUCCUUGUGGUUUGUUAGGUUGCA